CUCCAAUCCAGUAGGGGCAGUAUAUUCACGACUGCUCCGCACAAUAACUCGAGAAGAAGACUGAGGUGCCUGCGGAGUGCAGGGAAGCUAUGAAAGGUUAUCAAUGGUGACUAGGUGGAGCGCCAGAAUGCAAAGCCUGGUGGCACAGGUACUUGUCAUGAGGCAGUUGGGAAGGUUCAACCCUCGCCACCUGGUGGCGGCAGGAUAUGGGCUGAGGCAGACUCACUGGUGUCCCAGGGCCAUCCACACUCUGCAGCUGUGGGGCUCCCGAGGAGCCCCCUUCAUACACAGUGGUCACCAACUCGUCUUUCACCUCAGAGAUGCUGACAGGAGCUCGUCGGUUCAACAUCUGAGGUUUAAAAGCAACAAAAAGAAAGCUUCCUCUGCAGCUGCACAGGAUGAAGAUGAGGAGGAAGACGAGGAUGACCAGGAGGACAGAGAUUAUGACAACGUUGACCCAAAUCUACCAAAAGACUUUAAGGAUGUAGAAAAACAUGUUCGAUCUUUCCGUUUUGAUGUUAUCAUGAAAGCUGGCCUGGACAUAGCGCGCAACAAAAUUGAAGAUGCCUUCUACAACAACAAGCUCAGAUUAAAUGGUCAUAAACUCAUGAAGAAAAGUAAAAUGGUUAAAGCUGGGGACUCCUUGGACCUUGUGCUGUCAGAGAACCAACAAACAAACAUGGUUAUGCUCAUGAGAGUUGUUCUUCUUAAGGUUGUUGAUGAAAGCAUUAAUAAUGAAAAGUAUAAAGUUUCCAUUAGGCGCUGGAAACAUCUUGAGCUUUCCAAAAAUGAUGCUUUUAAGCAGUAAACUUUAUCAGAGAAUAGGGGAGUUUAUCUGGGUGGAAAAAAAGUGUAUUUCUAGUUAAUCACCAAGCAAUAUUAAAUGUUCUUAUCUCUUUGCAAGUAGACUUCCAGUAACUAUUGGAUAUCUUGAUGAUCAGAGUUUAAGAAAAGUGGUGGGGACUAGAUCUUGUGGUGGUUACUUUUGGUUUAUGACAUUGUCUCAAUAAAGGUUCAUUUUGAAUCAUG
This is a messenger RNA of Oryzias latipes (Japanese medaka), 1029 nucleotides long. It is a transcript of the gene mtres1, whose product is annotated as mitochondrial transcription rescue factor 1. Lineage: Eukaryota; Metazoa; Chordata; Actinopteri; Beloniformes; Adrianichthyidae. Gene Ontology annotation, cellular component: mitochondrion. Gene Ontology annotation, biological process: regulation of mitochondrial transcription. The record is from RefSeq and is a predicted model, not a curated record. Gene Ontology annotation, molecular function: RNA binding.